UCUGACCGUGUCGACGAGUGGAUGAUUGGUAGCUUGCCCGAGUUUGAUGGCAAGAAAUUACAGUCGGUUGCCAAAGGCGAUCUUGACCUCGGCGAAUUGGAUAGCGAAGAAGAUAAAGAAGAGCAAAAGAAAGUUGAAGAUGAAGCACAAUCUAUCAUCAAACAACUGAAAGAAGAGCUAGCGGAGAAAGUUGAGGAUGUACGCGUAUCACAUCGCCUCACCUCAUCGCCCUCUUGUCUCAUCUUGAGUGAGCACGACAUGGCCUUGUACAUGCAGCAAAUGCUAAAACAAGCAGGUCAUGACAUGCCAUCCAAUAAGCCUGUUCUUGAAAUCAACCCAAGUCACCCACUAUUGGCGC
Molecule: messenger RNA, 358 nt
Organism: Priapulus caudatus
Lineage: Eukaryota; Metazoa; Priapulida; Priapulimorpha; Priapulimorphida; Priapulidae
Product: chaperone protein HtpG-like
Exons: 1
Biological process (GO): DNA damage response; protein folding; response to heat
Cellular component (GO): cytosol
Molecular function (GO): ATP binding; ATP-dependent protein folding chaperone; ATP hydrolysis activity
Source: RefSeq, a predicted model, not a curated record